UCCCUCUCUCUCUCUCUCUCUCUCUCUCUCUCUCUCACUCACUCUUCUCCCCCAACACAAACCCACAAAGACCCAAAUGUCCGACGACGACGCCGGAGGCGGUGGAGAGGAGUACCUCUUCAAGGUGGUGCUCAUCGGCGACUCGGCCGUCGGCAAGUCCAACUUGCUGUCACGGUUCGCCAGGAACGAGUUCGACCAGAACUCCAAGGCCACAAUCGGAGUGGAGUUUCAGACCCAGGCGGUGGAGAUUGACGGCAAAGAGGUCAAGGCCCAGAUCUGGGACACGGCGGGUCAGGAGAGAUUCAGGGCUGUGACGUCUGCUUAUUACAGAGGCGCGGUUGGGGCGCUGGUGGUGUAUGAUAUCAGUAGGAAGACUACUUUUGAGAGUGUCGAGCGCUGGCUUAAUGAGCUUACUAUGCAUUGCGAUACUGCGGUGGCAAAGAUGUUGGUAGGCAAUAAGUGUGAUUUGGAGGAUAUUAGAGAUGUGACCAUUGAAGACGGUAAAAGCCUUGCAGAAGAGAAGGGAUUAUUUUUCAUGGAGACUUCUGCACUAGAUGCUACCAAUGUUCAAGAGGCCUUUGAGGUUGUUAUUCGUGAGAUUUACAACAAUGUCAGCAGGAAAGUCUUGAAUUCUGAUUCUUACAAGGCUGAGCUGUCUGUUAAUCGUGUAAGCCUGGUGAAUAAGGCAGAUUCGACAAAAAAUCGGUGUUGCAGUGGAUGAUCUCUGUUCCUUCAGUUGCAUGUCUUUAUAAUGUUCUCUUUCCCCCAUCCCUAAAGGAGAAAAGGAAUUGGUUAUUGCUUGUUUGUUUUUACAGGUGAUUACUAGGGUAAUUAAUGACUAAUGAUCAUUAAUCUGUCAUCGCGGUUUAGGUAUCAAAUAAGACUUUGAUAUGUUCGUAAUUUUGAAGUU
Messenger RNA from Argentina anserina (silverweed cinquefoil), 910 nucleotides. RefSeq names its product ras-related protein RABA5b. Gene Ontology annotation, molecular function: GTP binding; GTPase activity. NCBI's taxonomy places the organism in Eukaryota, Viridiplantae, Streptophyta, Magnoliopsida, Rosales, Rosaceae. The coding region runs from base 77 to 721 and encodes 214 amino acids. The transcript is spliced from 2 exons. Gene Ontology annotation, biological process: vesicle-mediated transport. The record is from RefSeq and is a predicted model, not a curated record.